Clunio marinus is the source of this 222-nucleotide messenger RNA. Lineage: Eukaryota; Metazoa; Arthropoda; Insecta; Diptera; Chironomidae. The record is from the annotation of a GenBank genome assembly.
AUGAAAAAUGAUCGGCUUAAAGCGGCAGUUAUCAUCAGCUUAGUUUUUGAUUUGAUAUUAUUGAAUAAAUAUCAAACCGCAAUUCAUGUGCUGAUGUUAGCGAGAUAUUUGAAAAUAAGUUCUAUAUGCUAUCCCAAAAAUAGAUUAUUCUACGUACUUUGGAUAGAAUGGUACAGAUUCACAUUGUUUCCGUUUGCAAAUAAUAUUACUGUGGACCAUUAA